AAUGUACCACAUUUAAUGCUACACUAUAUACCACUUGACUAGGUCCAAUAGCAAUAAUUCAAAGAGUAGACCCCAUCUUCAUAGAAACUUUUCAUAUUUGAUGUCCUAUAUAUGACUUUGUCCCAAAUAUCAUCCAUUUAUCUCUUAUCACUACCACAAUCUAUCCACACAGUUUUUUCUUUCUUCUCAAAUUUCAACAAAUUAACUGAAUCCAUGGCAUCUUCUUCUUCUUCUGGGAGUAAUUCACAAUGUCCUCGACGGAAGUAUGAUGUCUUUCUAAGUUUUAGAGGUGAAGACACUCGCAACACAUUUACGGGUCACUUGUACGAAGGCUUGAAAAAUAGGGGAAUACACACCUUUAAAGAUGAUAUAGAGCUAAAGUAUGGCGAUCCGAUCUCAGAAGAACUCUUGACAGCUAUCGAAGAGUCUCAAGUUGCCCUCGUCGUUUUCUCAAAGGAUUAUGCUACAUCCAGAUGGUGCUUGGAAGAACUAGUAAGGAUCAUGGAAUGCAAUAAGAAAAAAAAUGGACAAAGAGUCAUGCCGGUCUUCUAUAAUGUGGAUCCAUCACAUGUUCGACACCAAAGGGGGAGCUUUGCAGAAGCCUUUGCAAAACACGAAUCGAACUAUAAGGAUGAUGUUGAGGGAAUGCAGAAGGUGAAAGGAUGGAGGGCAGCUUUAAGGGAAGCGGCCAAUCUCUCAGGUUGUGACACCCGUAACAGGAUUGAAUCAGAUUGUAUUCGGGAUCUUGUUGACCAAAUUUCCAAAUUAUGCAAGACUUCUUUAUCUUAUUUGCAAAAUAUUGUGGGAAUAGAUACUCAUUUAAAUGAAGUAAAUUCCCUACUACAGAUGGAAAUCAAUGAUGUUCGGAUUAUAGGGAUAUGGGGAAUGGGCGGCGUCGGUAAAACGACAAUAGCAACAGCCAUCUUUCAUACUCUAUCUAAUCAAUUUAAAGCUGCUUGUUUUCUUGAGGAUGUUAAAGAAAUUGCAAAAAAGAAGCAACUAUUUUCUUUACAAAAUAUCCUUCUCUCUAAACUGUUAGGAAAAAAAGAUGAUUAUGUCAAUAAUAAGCACGAGGGGAAGUGGAUGAUUCCGAGCAGACUUUGUUCUAUGAAGGUGCUAAUUGUGCUUGAUGACAUAGAUCAGUUAGAUCAUUUAGAGUAUUUAGCAGAUGAUGUUGGUUGGUUUGGUAAUGGCAGCAGAGUUGUUGUAACAACUAGAGAUAAACGUCUGAUAGAGAAGAAUGAUGCAAUAAUAUAUGAACUGACUCCAUUACCUUAUCUUGAAGCUAUGCAACUGUUCAAUCAGCAUGCUUUCAAAGGAAAAGUUCCAGAUGAGUUUAAGAACUUAUCGUUGGAGGUAGUAAACUAUGCUAAAGGCCUUCCUUUAGCCCUCGUGGUGUGGGGUUCUAUGCUGUAUAAGAGAGACAUAGAUGAGUGGACAAGUGCUAUAGAGGAAAUGAGAAAUAACUCUAAUUCAGAUAUUGAUAAAAAUCUCAGAAUAAGUUAUGAUGGAUUGGAGUCUAGAGAGCAAACGAUAUUUCUAGAUAUAGCAUGUUUUUUCCGAGGAGAUUAUAAAAAAGAAGUCAUGCAAAUCCUUGAGAGUUGUCAUCUUGGAGCUAAAUACAUCUUGAACGUCCUAAUUGAAAAAUCUCUUUUGUUCAUCUCUAAAAAUGAUACGAUUCAAAUGCAUGACCUUAUACAAGAUAUGGGUCAAAAUAUAGUGAAAAUGCAAAAGGAUCCGGGAGAACGUAGCAGACUAUGGGAUAUUGAAGAAAUCAAAGAAGUGAUGAUCAACAAUACGGGGACCAAGACAGUGGAAGCAAUCUGGACUAGUUAUUGUAAUAAAGGGAUAUGCUUUAGCAAAGAGGCCAUGAAAAAUAUGAAAAUGCUUAGGAUAUUACGCAUAGGGACCGACAAUCCCUCCACUUGCGAUGAUGGCGUCAUUGAGUACCUGUCCAACAAUUUGUGUUGGUUUGUCUGGCAUGCUUAUCCUUGGAAGUCAUUGCCAGCUAAAUUUGAACCCAAAAAGCUUGUUCAUCUUGAACUCCGUUUCAGUAAAUUGUGUCAGUUAUGGAAGGAAACAAAGGUACAACAGUUAAAUUCUAUUUUAUUUUAAUUUUUCUCUCUAACUAUCUAUUCCCUUUAGUAAUGAGCAAAUAUUACUGCUUUUGGCCUGUUUUAUUUCAUAUACUUUCAAUUUUGGCUUGAGCUAAAAUUAUAAUUGAAAAACUAAAGUAUAAAGAGGAGAUGUUGUGAGGGUUUUAUACUUGAAACUAAGUUCAAAAACAAAAUUAAAAUUAAAUAAUUUAGUAAUACUUAAAAGUGUUAUUGAUAAAUUUAAACCACUAAAGGAAUUCCUAGCAAUAGAAUAAAAGUGUAAAAAAUACAUUAAAUAGUAAGAAAUUUUUAUAUUUUUUUAUAUUUUAUUAAAAGAGGAAUAAUAAUCAAAGACAUCAAGUCGAGUGUCAAGCUAAUAAAUGGUCACAUAGCAAUGUACAAUACUAAGUAAUGAAUAAUAUACCAACAAUAAGCAAGGGACAAAAAGAGGACAAAAUUAAAAAGAAAUCAUUGUAAAAUAUAAAAGAAUGAAACUUAUUUGAAUU
This is a messenger RNA of Lycium ferocissimum, 2602 nucleotides long. Its product is annotated as TMV resistance protein N-like. The coding region runs from base 112 to 2115 and encodes 667 amino acids. NCBI's taxonomy places the organism in Eukaryota, Viridiplantae, Streptophyta, Magnoliopsida, Solanales, Solanaceae. The transcript is spliced from 3 exons. Gene Ontology annotation, biological process: defense response; signal transduction. Gene Ontology annotation, molecular function: ADP binding. The record is from RefSeq and is a predicted model, not a curated record.